AUGCAGCUCAUAGCGACCACGUGUUUAAGCCGUCAUCCGGUGGCAGUCUUCGUCCUCUGCCUCCUCCAGGCAGCGACCGGACUGACAUUGCCAACAUCCACGCCGAAUUCAACCACAACAUCACCAGAAUGGUCCCAUCUACUUGAGGUGGCGCGGUUGGUCGUGUCGCGAUGGCUGAAUGAGACUACAGCCAUAAUUGCCAUCGGGGCGAUCGUGGGACUAGCCGCCGCCUCUUUUGCUGUUUUCGGGCUCGACUGGAAGGACUACAAUCACGGUCCCCCAGACCGACUCGUAAUCGACGAAAGAGAGCUCGGAUGCCAGGAAUCGAUGAAGCAUACCGGCGUAUGA
Messenger RNA from Diaporthe citri, 348 nucleotides. RefSeq lists its product as uncharacterized. The transcript has a single exon. The record is from RefSeq and is a predicted model, not a curated record. Bases 1 to 348 code for a protein of 115 amino acids. Lineage: Eukaryota; Fungi; Ascomycota; Sordariomycetes; Diaporthales; Diaporthaceae.